AUGGCUGCUGAUAUCCCCAAGGUAGUCCCUUUGACAUGUCAUGGACAUUCUCGUCCGGUGACACAUCUGAGCUUCUCUUCCACCGUGGAGGACGAGCAAUAUUAUUUCAUCUCAUCAUGCAAGGAUAAUAAUCCCAUGCUGCGUGACGGCAUCACAGGAGACUGGAUCGGAACAUUCCUCGGCCACAAAGGCGCCGUGUGGCAAGCCAGACUCUCCGCAGACGCUGCCAUCUCAGCAACAGCAGCAGCCGAUUUCUCAGCUAAGGUCUGGGACACCUACACAGGUGAAUGCCUUCACACGCUGCAGCACGCACACAUCGUGCGAUCAGUAGCAUUCCCCAUCCAAGCCAACCCGCAAGUACUAGCAACAGGUGGCGCAGAGAAGAAGCUUCGGAUCUUCGAUCUGUCGCGCGGCGGUUCAACGCAACCGGUUCCCGCGGGCACCAACACUGCGACUGAGAAUGGGGUUACGAGCUAUGAGAUCGGACCCGGUGUUCAUGGCGGCACUAUCAAGUCUAUUGUCUGGAACCAGGACUACAAUGUCGUUACGACUUCGGCUGAAGAUCGCAAGGUUCGGUGGUGGGAUCUGCGCUCGCGGCAUCCGAUCGUUGAGAUGGCGGUUGAUGGACCUAUUGGCUCUUGUGAGCUGAAUAGUUUGGCGACGAGGCCUAAUGACUCGGGGAUUCUGACUGUUGCGGCUGGGAAGAGCGUUUAUCUUUAUGAUGGUGUGCAGCCUGGUCGGUUGCUCAAGAAGGUUGAUUUCGACUAUGAUGUUGCCAGUGCGGCGGUCAAUAGUGAGUCUGGCCGUCUGGUUACGGGCAGUGCGAAUGACACGUGGGCGCGGGUUUAUGACCUGAACACGAAUGAGGAACUCGAGGUGCAAAAGGGUCAUCAUGGACCUAUCUGGUCAGUGAGCUUCUCGCCUGACGGCAAGCUUUAUGGAACUGGUAGCGAGGACGGUACUAUCAAGCUGUGGAAAGCUUGCCGCGAGCCUUACGGGCUGUGGAGGUGA
Penicillium brevicompactum is the source of this 1011-nucleotide messenger RNA. RefSeq names its product WD40 repeat domain-containing protein. Gene Ontology annotation, cellular component: SMN complex. Gene Ontology annotation, biological process: spliceosomal snRNP assembly. NCBI's taxonomy places the organism in Eukaryota, Fungi, Ascomycota, Eurotiomycetes, Eurotiales, Aspergillaceae. The record is from RefSeq and is a predicted model, not a curated record. The transcript has 5 exons. Gene Ontology annotation, molecular function: RNA binding; protein binding. The coding region runs from base 1 to 1011 and encodes 336 amino acids.